Molecule: messenger RNA, 7424 nt
Organism: Serinus canaria (Common canary)
Lineage: Eukaryota; Metazoa; Chordata; Aves; Passeriformes; Fringillidae
Product: zinc finger protein 208-like
Biological process (GO): regulation of transcription by RNA polymerase II
Cellular component (GO): nucleus
Molecular function (GO): DNA-binding transcription activator activity, RNA polymerase II-specific; RNA polymerase II cis-regulatory region sequence-specific DNA binding
Source: RefSeq, a predicted model, not a curated record
AAAAUGUAACACAGGAUGGUGAUGUAAUGAUUCCUAUAGGCUGUAUGUAAAUGCUAUAGGAUUUGUAUCUUGCACUGGAUUGGAGAGUGAGAAAUAGAAUAUUCAACACAGGAGAAAAUUUAUUGUAUUGUAACAGGAACCUUACUCUCUUCUGCUCUUGCCCUCUUCCUCUCUCACCCUCUCAUCCUCUCUCCCACUCCCUUCUCUCAGACCUGCUCUGAGCUGUGGCUGGCAGCUCCCAGCAGGGCCCCUGUGCCCAGGCCCUUUGCAAUGAACCCCAAGUUCCCCGACCUGGCUGCAGAGAUCUCUGGUCUCCGUCCCUCCCGACCGUCCUACCCCCGACGCCCUACAAACAUCUCAUCCCUUGUUUUCCCCACACCAGGAUUUCCCAUUGCCAGUGCUUGGGAGGCUGCGAGAAAGAGGAAGAUGUCCCAGGACACUGAGGCAGAGCGGGAGCUGAGCAUGGAGAGCAGGGAGGACAAAUCCCCGGGGCAGAACCUGGUGGCAGAGGCCGUUUUGAGCGGCUCCACUGCGCAGGAACCCAACGGGGAGGAAAAGCCCCGGAGAUGCCGCACAAGGAGGGGCUGCAAACGCAGAUCACGGGGAUCUGAGGGGGAAAGAGCCAGCCUGGGCCGGGAAGGCGGCCGGAGAUGGAGCCAGAGCUCGGACCUGGUGCUCCAUGAGCAGGUCUGUGAUGGGGAGAAGCCCCACACGUGUGGGGAGUGUGGGAAGAGCUUCAGGUGGAACUCCAACCUCAUCAGUCACCAGAGGACCCACACUGGGGAACGGCCCUACGAGUGUGAUCAGUGCAGGAGGAGGUUUCAGACCAGCUCCAAUCUCCUCGUGCACCAGCGCACGCACACAGAGGAGAGGCCCUUCCGCUGCCCUGACUGUGGGCAGGGCUUCAGGCAGAACUCCCAUCUUGUAUUGCACCGACAGAUCCACACUGGGGAGAGGCCCCACAAGUGUGGGGAAUGUGGGAAGAGCUUCAGCCAGAGCUCCGCCCUCAUCAGUCACCAGAGGACCCACACUGGGGAACGGCCCUACGAGUGUGGGGAGUGUGGGAAGAGCUUCAGCCUGAGCUCCAAUCUGAUCAGUCACCAGAGGACCCACACUGGGGAGAGGCCCUUCGAGUGUCAGGAGUGUGGGAAGAGCUUCAGGUGGAACUCCAACCUCAUCAGUCACCAGAGGACCCACACUGGGGAACGGCCCUACGAGUGCGGGGAGUGUGGGAGUGUGGAGAGCUUUAGCCACCAUUCCACCCUGACCUGCCACCGGCGCAUCCACACUGUGGAGAGGCCCUACGAGUGUGAUAAAUGCAGGAAGAGGUUUAAGAGCAGCUCCCAUCUCCUCCAGCACUAUUGGACUCACACAGAGGAGAGGCCCUUCCAAUGCCCUGACUGUGGGAAGGGAUUCAGGCAGAACUCCACCCUCAUCACCCACUGGCGCAACCACACUGGGGAGAGGCCCUACGUGUGUCCCCAGUGUGGGAAGAGCUUCUCCAUCAGCUCUAACCUGACCCGACACCAACGGAGGCACCGGUAAGGGAAGCCCUGCGAGUGCCCCGAGUGUGGGAAGAGCUUCGUCCAGAGCUCGGACCUGGUGCUCCAUGAGCAGGUCUGUGAUGGGGAGAAGCCCCACACAUGUGGGGAGUGUGGGAAGAGCUUCAGGUGGAAGUCCUACCUGAUCAGGCACCAGAGGACCCACACUGGGGAACGGCCCUAUGAGUGUGGGGAGUGUGGGAAGAGCUUCAGUCAGAGCUCCAAUCUGAUCCUGCGCCAGAGGACCCACACUGGGGAACGGCCCUACGAGUGUGGGGAGUGUGGGAAGAGCUUCAGUCAGAGCUCCAAUCUGAUCCUGCACCAGAGGACCCACACUGGGGAACGGCCCUACGAGUGUGAUCAAUGCAGGAAGAGGUUUCACACCAGCUCCAGUCUCCUCCUGCACCAGCGCAUGCACACAGAGGAGAGGCCCUUCCACUGCCCCGACUGCAGGCAGGGCUUCAGGCGCAACACCCAUCUUGUCAGGCACCAACGCAUCCACACUGGGGAGAGGCCCCACGAGUGCGGGGAAUGUGGGAAGAGCUUCACCCGGAGCUCCCACCUAAUCAGCCACCAGAGGACCCACACUGGGGAACGGCCCUACGAGUGUGGGGAGUGUGGGAAGAGCUUCAGCCGGCAUUCCACCCUGAUCAUCCACCAAAAGAUCCACUCUGGGGAGAGGCCCUAUGAGUGUUCCAAGUGUGGGAAGAGGUUUCGGAUCAAAUUCCAUCUCCUCCAUCACUUUCUGAGUCACACAGAGGAGAGGCCCUUCCAGUGCCCUGACUGCGGGAAGGGAUUCAAGCACAACUCCACCCUCGUCACCCACAGGCGCAUCCACACUGGGGAGAGGCCCUACAAGUGUCCCCAGUGUGGGAAGAGCUUCCUCAGGAGCUCUGACUUGACCCAACACCAACAGAGGCUCCGAAUUAGGGAAAAAUCCCCACUGCAGGAAAGUAGGCAGAGCUUCAGCCGGAGCUCAGAGCUGGUGGCCCAUGAGCAGCUUCGUGAUGGGGAGAAGUGUUACAAGUGUUUGGAGUGUGGGAAGAGCUUCAGGAAGAGCUCCCACCUGAUCCGCCACCAGAUGAUCCACACUGGGGAAUGGGCCUGGGAGUGUGGGGAAUGUGGGAAGGGCUUCAGCUGCAGCUCAGAACUCGUCAUCCACCAACGCAUCCACACCGGGGAGAGGCCCUACGAGUGCCCCACAUGUCAGAAGAGGUUUCACACCAGCUCCAAUCUCCUUGUGCAUGAGCGGAUCCACACAGAUGAGAGGCCCUUCCGCUGCCCUGAGUGUGGGAAGGGCUUCAAGCACAACUCCACCCUUGUCACCCACCGGCGCAUCCACACUGGAGAGAGGCCCUACGAGUGUCCCCAGUGUGGGAUGACCUUCACCCGGAGCUCAGAGCUGGUGGCCCAUGAGCAGCUUUGUGAUGGGGAGAAGCGUUACAAGUGUUUGGAGUGUGGGAAGAGCUUCAGGCAGAGCUCUCACCUGAUCCGCCACCAGAUGAUCCACACUGGGGAAUGGGCCUGGGAGUGUGGGGAAUGUGGGAAGGGCUUCAGCUGGAGCUCAGAACUUGUCAGGCACCAACGCAUCCACACCAGGGAGAGGCCCUACGAGUGCACCCUGUGUCAGAAGAGGUUUCACACCAGCUCCAGUCUCCUUGUGCAUGAGCGGAUCCACACAGAUGAGAGGCCCUUCCGCUGCCCCGACUGUGGGAAGGGCUUCAAGCAAAUUGUUCACCUCAUCACCCACUGGCGCAUCCACACUGGGGAGAGGCCCUACGAGUGUCCCCAGUGUGGGAAGAGCUUCACCCAGAGCUCUGCCUUGACCACCCAUGAGCAGCUUCGUGAUGGGGAGAAGUGUUGCAAGUGUUUGGAGUGUGGGAAGAGCUUCAGGAAGAGCUCCCACCUGAUCCGCCACCAGAUGAUCCACACUGGGGAAUGGGCCUGUGAGUGUGGGGAAUGUGGGAAGGGCUUCAGGUGCAGCUCAGAACUUGUCAGGCACCAACGCAUCCACACCAGGGAGAGGCCCUACGAGUGCCCCACAUGUCAGAAGAGGUUUCACACCAGCUCCCAUCUCCUUGUGCAUGAGCGGAUCCACACAGAUGAGAGGCCCUUCCGCUGCCCCGACUGUGGGAAGGGCUUCAAGCACAACUCCACCCUCGUCAUCCACCGGCGCAUCCACACCAGGGAAAGGCCCUACGAGUGUUCCCAGUGUGGGAAGAGCUUCACCUGUAGCUCUAACUUGACCAGUCACAAACGGAGGCACCGUGGUGAGAAGCCCUACAAGUGCCUGGAGUGUGGAAAGAGCUUCUGGACGAGCAGCGAACUGAUCUACCACCAGAUGAUUCACACUGGGGAAUGGGCCUACGAGUGUGGGGAAUGUGGGAAGGGCUUCAGCUGCAGAUCCAACCUCCUGACCCACCAACACAUCCACACCAGGGAGAGGCCCUAUGAGUGCCCCACAUGUCAGAAGAGGUUUCACACCAGCUCCAAUCUCCGCCAGCAUGAGCGGAUCCACACAGAAGAGAGGCCUUUCCGCUGCCCUGACUGUGGGAAGGGCUUCAAGCACAACUCCCACCUCAUCACCCACCGGCGCAUCCACACUGGGGAGAGGCCCUACGAGUGUCCCCACUGUGGGAUGACCUUCACCUGUAGCUCAGCCUUGACCAAACACAAAUGGAGGCACCGAGGGGAGAAGCCCUACAAGUGCUUGGAGUGUGGAAAGAGCUUCUGGACGAGCAGCGAACUGAUCCGCCACCAGAUGAUCCACACCGGGGAAUGGGCCUACGAGUGUGGGGAAUGUGGGAAGGGCUUCAGCUGCAGUUCCAACCUCCUCACCCACCAACGCAUCCACACCAGGGAGAGGCCCUACGAGUGCCCCACAUGUCAGAAGAGGUUUCACACCAGCUCCAAUCUCCUUUUGCAUGAGCGCAUCCACACAGAUGAGAGGCCCUUCCGCUGCCUUGACUGUGGGAAGGGCUUCAAUGAAAAUGCUCACCUCAUCACCCACAGGCGCAUCCACACUGGGGAGAGGCCCUACGAGUGUUCCCAGUGUGGGAAGAGCUUCACCUGUAGCUCUACCUUGACCCAACACCAACAGAGGCACGUGGAAGAGAAGCCCUACAAGUGCUUGGAGUGUGGAAAGAGCUUCUGGACGAGCAGCGAACUGAUCCGCCACCAGAUGAUUCACACAAGGGAAUGGCCCUACGAGUGUGGGGAAUGUGGGAAGGGCUUCAGCUGCAGAUCCAACCUCCUCACCCACCAACGCAUCCACACCAGGGAGAGGCCCUUCGAGUGUCCCACAUGUGGGAAGAGGUUUCAGACCAGCUCCCAUCUCCUUCAGCAUGAACGGAUCCACACGGAUGAGAGGCCCUUCUGCUGCCCUGACUGUGGGAAGGGCUUCAAGCAAAACACUCACCUCAUCACCCACCGGCGCAUCCACACUGGGGAGAGGCCCUACGAGUAGAAGCCCUACAAGUGCUUGGAGUGUGGAAAGAGCUUCUGGACGAGCAGCGAACUGAUCUGCCACCAGAUGAUCCACACCGGGGAAUGGGCCUACGAGUGUGGGGAAUGUGGGAAGGGCUUCAGCUGCAGAUCCAAUCUCCUCAUCCACCAACGCAUCCACACAAGGGAGAGGCCCUACGAGUGCCCCACAUGUGGGAAGAGGUUUCAGACCAGCUCCCAUCUCCUUCAGCAUGAACGGAUCCACACGGAUGAGAGGCCCUUCCGCUGCCCUGACUGUGGGAAGGGCUUCAAGCACAACUCCACCCUUGUCAGGCACCAGCGCAUCCACACUGGUGAGAGGCCCUACGAGUGUCCCCAGUGUGGGAUGACUUUCACCUGUAGCUCUGCCUUGACCAGACACCAGCGCAUCCACACUGGGGAGAGGCCCUACGAGUGUUCCCAGUGUGGGAAGAGCUUCACCUGUAGCUCUGCCUUGACCAGACACCAACGGAGGCACCGAGGGGAGAAGCCCUACAAGUGCUUGGAGUGUGGGAAGAGCUACAGGAACAGCAGCAACCUGAUGCGCCACCAGAUGAUCCACAGUGGGGAAUGGCGCUACGAGUGUGGGGAGUGUGGGAAGGGCUUCAGCUGCAGAUCCACGCUUGUGACCCACCGGCGCAUCCACACUGGGGAGAGGCCCUACGAGUGCCCCACAUGUGGGAAGAGGUUUCAGACCAGCUUCCAUCUUGUCCAGCAUGAGCAGAUCCACACAGAUGAGAGGCCCUUCCACUGCUCCGACUGUGGGGAGGGCUUCAAGCGAAACGCUCACCUCAUCACCCACCGGCGCAUCCACACUGGGGAGAGGCCCUACGAGUGUCCCCAGUGUGGGAAGAGCUUCACCCAAAGCUCUAACUUGACCAGACACCAACGGAGGCACCGGGGUGAGAAGCCCUACAAGUGUUUGGAGUGUGGGAAGAGCUUCAGUAACAGCAGCACCUUGAUCCAACACCAGAUGAUCCACACUGGGGAAUGGGCCUUCGAGUGUGGGGAGUGUGGGAAGGGCUUCAGCUGCAGCUCAGAACUCGUCAGGCACCAACGCAUCCACACUGGGGAGAGGGCCUAUGAGUGCCCCACAUGUCAGAAGAGGUUUUACACCAGCUCCAGUCUCGUCAAGCACCAGCGGAUCCACACAGAUGAGAGGCCCUUUCGCUGCCCUGACUGUGGGAAGGGCUUCAAGCACAACUCCACCCUCGUCACCCACCGUCGCAUCCACACUGGAGAGAGGCCCUACGAGUGUUCCCAAUGUGGGCAGAGCUUCAGCCAGAGCUCAGAGCUGGUGGCCCAGGAGCAGCUUCAUGAGAACAAGAGGCCCUAUGAGUGCUUGGAGUGUGGGAAGAGCUUCAGGAAGAGAUUCAACCUGAGCUGCCACCAGAGGAUCCACACUGGGGAACGGCCCUAUGAGUGCUUGGAAUGUGGGAUGAGCUUCAGCCACAGGUCUGACCUGGGUGUCCACCAGAGGUUCCACACUGGGGAGAGGCCCUACGAGUGUCCUGAGUGUCAGAAGAGGUUUCACACCAGCUCCCACCUCCUUGUACAUGAGCGGAUUCACAGUGAGGAGAGGCCCUUCUGCUGCCCCAACUGCGGGAUGGGCUUCAAACACAACUCCACCCUCGUCACCCACCGGCACAUCCACAGCGGGGAGAGGCCCUAUGAGUGUCCCCCGUGUGGGAAGAGCUUCUCAGACCGCUCCUUCUUUACCCGACACCAGCAGAGGCACCGGGGUGAAAGGCCCUAUGAGUGCUUGGAGUGUGGGAAGAGCUUCAGGAAGAGAUUCAACCUCUGCCACCAGAGGAUCCACACUGGGGAACGGCCCUAUGAGUGCUUGGAAUGUGGGAUGAGCUUCAGCCACAGGUCUGACCUGGGUGUCCACCAGAGGUUCCACACUGGGGAGAGGCCCUACGAGUGUCCUGAGUGUCAGAAGAGGUUUCACACCAGCUCCCACCUCCUUGUACAUGAGCGGAUUCACAGUGAGGAGAGGCCCUUCUGCUGCCCCAACUGCGGGAUGGGCUUCAAACACAACUCCACCCUCGUCACCCACCGGCACAUCCACAGCGGGGAGAGGCCCUACGAGUGUCCCCAGUGUGGGAAGAGCUUCUCAGACCGCUCCUUCUUUACCCGACACCAGCAGAGGCACCGGUAAGGGAAGCCCUGCGAGAGCCCCGAGUGCAGGAAGAGCUUCGUGCACUGCUCCAGCUCCACCCAUCAGAGGACCCACAUUGGUCAGAGCCCUGGUGAUCCACAUUCCCUUUGAUACGCAGUGGGAAGUGGUUGGUGUUCCUUUUUCUUUGCCUCUCAUUAUCUUUUGAUUUAUCUCUCUCCCUUCAAAACAUAGAAAAUCGGGGUAAAAGUCAACAAAUGCAACAGAGGCCUCACAUUUUA